CGACAUGUCCAUCCUGGGCCUCCUGCAGUGCCACAACAAUGCCACCCGAAGGUUGCAGGAACAGCAACUCAUAUUCUGCUUAGGAACCCUGCAGCCCAAAGAACCUACCCCAGAAGAGAGAGCUAAAGCUGUCCGCAAACAGUCAAUAGAAGUGAAGGAAACUUGGGAGCAAUUGAAAACCCAUGCGAGCAACUGGCAGAAACAGGUGGAAAAGGCGUUGGAGAAACUUCAAGAACUGCAGAAAGCUCUGGAUGACCUUGAGGCUCAUGUGAUAACAGCUGAGGGGAUCCACACUGAUUGGCAACCUGUGGGUGACCUGUUUAUUGACUCAUUGCAGGAUCACAUUGAUAAAACCACAGAUUAAAGGAAAAGCCUUACCACGCCAUUUGGCCACUCCUUAGAGAGAGACAACUGGUUAUGAUUUAACCUGAAGAUCACCAUGCCUCAGGCAAGUAGAGGGGUUGAGGCGAAGAUCCUUUGUGGUAAGCUCACUGGUGUGGCAAUUGAGCCCUCUGUUGGAGGGGAUCACUCUGCAUCACAAACCAACCGUUCAGCCAACUGAAUUUGAAUAGAGUUUAGGAUUGGAGAGCAAUCCAUGCAAUUGUAUUUUUUUUAAUGAAUGUUUCUCACUGGCAAACUUUUAAAAACCAGCUCAGCCAUACAGGCGAGAUCAGUUCCUGAUCUCAGCUGAAUUUUUUGAUCUCAGGUGGGUCAGCGUGAGGAGUUCAGUGAUUGGAAUGAAUUCUCAUGAAUUUAGCGAGAGAGAUAUUACACGUGAAUAGAUCAAUGUUUUGAAAAGCGGAUGAGAUAUGAGCAAAUGUUUUUAAUUGAUGUGGAAGACCAGCCACAAUCAUCAUCAACGGUGGAGCAGGCUUGAGCGGCCAUGCAACAUUGUGCUGCCGCUAUUUGACUUGUUCUGUGAAGAGGAAGGAAAAUGGUCAAAGUUUCAAAAAUGCUGAAGACCACAUCAUUCUACAACCUCAAAAUUUGAUUGUGUUCAGCAUAUUAUCACUACUGGUACCCUUAAAUCCUGGUCUAUCAUCUCAGCAACUCUACUCUGCCCAAAAGCUGGUUACUUGUGAAAUUUUUGAAGAAUCUUCCCAAGUCUGAAAAUCAUUUUUUCUUUUUGUAGAAUCAGAGUUGGCGUGUGGAAGGAGGUCUCCUGGCAUUUCAUAGCUCUUUGAAAUAACUCCCCAAUUCGUCCCCCUCUGCUGUGCACUGACUUCAACCACUUUCUAAUCUCUUUAAUGGAUGGGAACUUUUGAAGGCAUCCGGAAUGAGUAUUAAUGAUCCCAGAAUACCACUGAGCCUUAUUAAGUUGUUAGUUCUGAUGAUCAAGAGCUUGAUCAAAGAGGAUUCUUUUAAAAAGUGCCUGAAAAGAGGAAAGGUACAGAGGCUAAGAGGUGGAGGAAGUCUCUUCUUGGGUUUGAAGCCUACACAAUUAAAUGUUUGGCAACCAGUAGUGGGCCAUUUAAAAUCAAGAGUGGGCAAGAGGGCUUAAUUAGAUGAGUGCAGAUAUCCUGAAGUAUGGUUGGACUGGUGGAGAUUACCAAAAUAGCGAUAGGCAGAGCCAAGGAACAAUUUGGAAACAAAAAUGAGAAUUUAAUAAAAUUACUGUUAAUACUAUCAGUUAGGUAGCAAGUACAGAGAAUAGGAUUUGGUUCAAGAUGAGACUCGGGCAGUGGAGUUUUAGACGACCUCAAGUGUUCAAUGGGCAAAUGUGGAACUCUAGCAGGGAAUGCAUUGGACUUGUCACGUCCGGAAGUGAAGUAGUUCUAGUUGAAGGUUUCACUGCUAAUGAGGCAAGACAAGAGACAGCUUUAGGGAUUGCAUGAAUGUGUGGUCGGACGUUCAUCAUGGGAUAAACAAGAUGCCAAGGUUGUGCUGAGACAAGCGUAACAUUACAUUGUUGCCAAGGGGGAGUAAUGCAGUCAGUAGGUAGUGAAUAGAGAUUGGUGUGGGGACCACAAGCAGUGGUCUUCCCAGUUUUAAAUUGUUGUCUCUACAUAGUUCCGCAACUUUAUGUUCUGUUCAAAGAGCAUGACUGACGAGAACGCAGAAGUUAGCCAUUUGUUUACUUGUCAAUAUAUCUUGAUUUUUCCAUCAUGUUCUCCAAUUAUUUCCAAAACCUGUGCAGUGUACUAA
Molecule: messenger RNA, 2145 nt
Organism: Stegostoma tigrinum
Lineage: Eukaryota; Metazoa; Chordata; Chondrichthyes; Orectolobiformes; Stegostomatidae
Product: utrophin-like
Exons: 3
Coding region: 5-364 (119 amino acids)
Biological process (GO): synaptic signaling
Cellular component (GO): plasma membrane
Source: RefSeq, a predicted model, not a curated record